CACAAGUGUGGUCCUGGAAUAGCCUCCAUGGGGCAUGACUCGUGACUUUGCUCAAGCGACAUGACCUCUACCGGUCCCGUUCCCUUUCUGUUGUUGUCAUCACAUUGUGAAACAAAGGAGAUGCUUGAUUCAAUCUCCCAGCUGAAAAAUCGCGGAAGCGGCCCUCGCUAGUCAAGCCGUCAUGGAGAACUUUAGGACGACGGUGGAAAUCUCCGUUUGAUGCCAUCUGGGGUAAGAAUCUAACCUGUUCUACCAUAUCGACUUCCACCACGCGAAUCUAGACUUCCAAGGUUCGUGACUGGUUUCCACACCGCACACGUUCGUUACCACAGCCAGACUUCGCUUCUCAAGGCCGACGCAGGGCGUUGGCGCCUCCAGUAUCACACGCUAUGGAUCGACCGGCUCGAUUUGACAAUGGGGGCAGUUGGAUCCAUGACGGCUCAGAAUCAGCAUCGCAGGGGAGCUCCGACAUGGUCGACUCGAGGCCAUCCAAGGCGCCGGUAAAUUCUCCAUUUGAGACGAUACAACUCGACAAAAUGGAUGACCGCCCAAGAUUCUCUCAGAGACAUGAGUCCAGGGGAGCACCCACGCGGAAGUCUACCGUGGAGUUCGCGGACUGGUCCAACAACACGCGCACGUUCAACUCCCACGGAUACUUCCCGACGCGGACUAGCACGGUCGACUCAAUGGAGUGGCUUGAUAGGAAGAAUGGCGAAGACUACCCGGACUGGCGCCAGAGAACAACACCCAUGGCAGAAACACCAAAGGAAUGGCCAACUGUGACUGUCGAAAAGAUACCAAGCCCUGACUACAACGAUGUUCGACCGCGAGAGCCGGAAUCACAGUUUAAGCAAAACUUUCUCCACCCACCUACGCCCUCUCGCGAAAGCAUUAUGGGCGCAUUUUCGACAGACGGCCGCGACAACGAUGACACCAUCUCAUUACGAUCCCGCCGGUUAAGUGUCAACAUGGAUCAGAGCAGUCGUUUUGGCUGGUGGACGUUGUGUCUUCUCCUGUUGGCACUGAUCAUGGUAGUUCUGGCUGGUUUGUAUUCAACGGGUUCGGCCAAGCUCCUGAUGAAGGAUAGAUUCUUCACGACCUCUUCUGCCAACGCAAUCUUGAUUCUGCGAGUACUCACCGAGGCGUGUGCUCUUAUGAUGGCGGCCCUCGUCGUGGUAGUUGUGGAAGAUCUGCAGUGGGCCCUGGCAUCGCGCCCAGAAGGAGUCAGCCUAUUGCAUUUUGUGGGAAUGGACUCGGGCACAGGUGUCUGGGGUCUACUGCGCCUGCUGGCUACGGCUGACUGGAAGGAGAAAUACUCCAGCCUCUUCCGCCUCAUUGUCAUUUGCACCAUUCCGCUGCCGGGUAUCAUCCUGAUGGGCGAUAUAGCCAUCGAGCUCGUCUUCUUUCCGCAGGAGACUUACCCUGUCUCCGCAGGCAUUGGCAAUUUCAACGCCUCUUACAUUAACCAGAUUGACCCCGUCUCGUUGACGGCGCUACUCGUCCAGAUGGGCACUCCGGCAUGGUCAGACCGAGACUCGUUUACCAUGGAUCCUCUUGGCCCCGGGGAGGGCCUCUGCACAAAGUCAGCCACCGACAACAGCUGGGCGCCCUGUGCAGAGUCGCAUUUAUUGACUGGCGGCAUCGUCAGCAUCUCUCCACAGAGCGACGACCUCGCCAAGUUCCCGGAGUCCACAGCGUACGUGGUCCCUAGGACACGCCUCUUGCAUCUCGAGUAUGGCGUAGUACACGACUGUAAGACCCUAUUCGAAGAGGGCCACUGCUACCUUAUCGGUACCGCGGCGGCAGCUUCCUACUGGUGUGCUUCCGCGGGACCGUUCAAUGAGUUACUCUUCGGGUCUGCUUACUGCCCACUGGCCAUCCAAGCCAAGAAAACAUGCCUCGAGGACAGCUCAUGGUGGAGCCCACUGGUGAUGGCGUCGUCCCUCAUGGUCUACGACCGCUACGGCACAGUGAACUACGACCGCGGCAACUUCUCCAUCCUGUCCGUCACAGACCUGACCAAACCAGUCCAAAAAGUCAUCAGGCUCGAAGAGUACAUGCUCGCCUUGUCUGCGGUGGUCCCCGGCUUCAAGCCGAAGACGACGAACGACGGCAACAGCACCGACAACGCCAACUCGGACUCAAAACCCGCAAUGAAGGGCGACAACUCGGCCCUCGCCGUCUACGCCGUCACCGCGCUGCCCAUCAACGACAACGAGGUCGCCAAGAAGCUCUCGCUCAAGGCGAUCCGCAAGGCCAUGAGCGUGCCCUUCAACUACUUCCACGAGAACUACUUCUCGCGGCCCUCCAUCUUCGAGCUGGAGAAGCCCCGCGCGGGCCUCAGCGCCGACAUGUACACGAACCUGUCGCUCGCCAUCAUGAGCCACCAGGUCAUCGCGGGCCCCACCUCGCGCUGGCUGUUCGGGUUGAUCUCGGGCAUGCUCCUCACCCUCUGCGCCGCCAUCAUCAUCGCCACGGCCCGCGUCUGCAAGCGGCGGCCCCAGAGGUGCGGGUACCCCACGCUCGACUUCGCCGCCGUGUGCGCCGUCAAGGGCGGGAUCCCCCGGCCGCCGAGCAACGACGAGGCCGACGGGCACCACGGCCUGCACCGGAGCCUGACGCAGCUCGGGCAGCAGCCUGCUGCGUUCCAGGUUGCUAGUAAGAUCAAGGGGGAGAGGGUCGUGCUCGGGCGGUAGGGCGGCGGUGACGUGCAAGGGGUGCUAGAUUUCGG
This is a messenger RNA of Diaporthe batatas, 2731 nucleotides long. RefSeq lists its product as uncharacterized. The record is from RefSeq and is a predicted model, not a curated record. The coding region runs from base 390 to 2696 and encodes 768 amino acids. Lineage: Eukaryota; Fungi; Ascomycota; Sordariomycetes; Diaporthales; Diaporthaceae. The transcript is spliced from 2 exons.